Molecule: messenger RNA, 2703 nt
Organism: Aricia agestis (brown argus)
Lineage: Eukaryota; Metazoa; Arthropoda; Insecta; Lepidoptera; Lycaenidae
Product: obscurin-like
Exons: 17
Coding region: 38-2338 (766 amino acids)
Source: RefSeq, a predicted model, not a curated record
GGUGAGAUGUGAAGGAGAUGGGUGUGGCGCAGUGAAGAUGGCGCGGCUGGCGGCGCUCGGCGUGCUGGCCCUGCUCACGGCCGCGGCGGCGCACGGCACUCGCCACGACACAGAGGACUCGGUGGACUUUGUUCCAGUGGCGACGAUGGACGUGGACGCGGUGGUGGGGCGGCGCGCGACGCUGCCGUGCGACAUCGAGCCGCACACGCACGACGACCGCGUCUACAUGGUGCUGUGGUUCCGUCACGCGGGGGGCAAGCCGCUAUACAGUUUCGAUGUGCGCGGGCGCAGCUUCAGCAAGGCUCUGCACUGGUCGGACCCGCUGGCGUUCGGCCGGCGAGCGCACUUCGCGACGCUGGCCACGCCCUCCGCGCUCACCGUUGACGCCGUCCAAUUGGACGACGAGGGGGUGUACCGCUGCCGAGUGGACUUCAAGAACUCCCCCACGAGGAAUUUUCAGAUACGACUUAAUGUUGUUGUCCCGCCGCACCAGCUGCUGCUGUACGACGCUGCAGGCCGCGACGUCGCGGGGGUCAUCGGCCCCCUGGAGGAGGGGGGGAACUUCACCCUGCUGUGCGAGCUGCGGGGGGGGCGCCCGCAACCGACUCUCUCCUGGCUCAUCAACAACACUCCUCUCGAAGACCACACGAUCCUCAAGAACGACGGGAAGGUGAUCAUCAGCCGGAUCCUCAUCUCCCACGUGGACCGCAGCUGGCUGAACACCAGCGUCCGCUGCCAGGCCACCAACACCCAACUGCUGAGCCCCCACGAGAGGACAGCUAGAGUCGAGAUGAACCUGAAGCCCACGUCAGUCCAAAUCGUGGAAAAGCCGGGCCAGCUGCCGGCGAACGUGGAGAUCACGCUGGUAUGCGUCGCCCACGGCAGCAGGCCGCCCGCCACCAUCACCUGGUACCGGGAGAACAGACGAUACACCAGGGGGAAGCACAGCGAGUUCACCAACGACACGUCGUCAGUCAGCAAGCUGGUGAUGCUGCCGCAGCCGGAGGACAGCGGCGCCAUCAUCCGCUGCCGAGCUGACAACCCCGUGCUGAGGGUGGCGCUGGAAGACUCCUUCAGGAUGAGCGUUGUAUACAAGCCGGUGCUGACGAUGUCCCUGGGCAGCACGCUCAACCCCAACGACAUCAAGGAGGGCGACGACGUGUACUUUGAGUGCAACAUCCGCGCCAACCCCAAGGAACAUCGCAUCAUGUGGUUCCACAACGACCAGCAAGUAUCCCAGAACAUGUCAUCAGGCGUGUUCAUCAGCACCAAGUCGCUGGUGCUGCAGCGCGUGGGGCGGCGCGAUGGCGGACUGUACGCCUGCCGCGCCGCCAACGCGAUCGGUGAAGCCACCAGCCAACCCGUCUUCUUGAGGGUGCAGUACGCCCCGGUAUGCGCGCAGCCGUCGCCGCAGGUGGUGGGCGCGCGGCUGGACGAGGCGCUGCGGGUGCGGUGCGCGGUGUCCGCCGACCCCGCCGAUGUCACCUUCGUGUGGCAGUUCAACAACAGCGGCGAGAGCUUUCAGGUCUCACCGGCCAGAUACGUAUCAGCGGGCGGGACCACGUCGGAGCUGCGUUACCGCGCCGCCAGCGAGCGCGACUACGGCGCGCUGCUGUGUCGCGCCACCAACGUCGUCGGCGCGCAGGACCGCCCGUGCGUGCUGCAGGUCGUGCCCGCAGCCCGACCGUCACCCCCUCGCAACUGCACGGCGCGGCUGGCGGCGUCGCUGGCGGCGUCGCUGGCGGUGCGAUGCGAGGCGGGCUACGACGGCGGACUGGAACAGCACUUCACGCUCGAGACGGACGACGGCGUCCUGCUGGGAAAUACUACUGCUGGACCUGAUCACGUCGUCUGGUUCAACGUGUCGUACCCCGAGCUGGCUGGUGGUGGUGGUGUGCGGCUGGCGGUGACGGCGCGCAACACCAAGGGCGGCUCCGAGCCCGUCCUGCUGAGGGACGUGGGCCUGAAGGACGCUGCCAAACAUAUCGAGGACACGCGGCUCGGGCGGUUCCCAGCGCCGGCGGCCAUCGCGGUUCUGGCGGCGUUGCUGACGGCGGUCGCUGCCAUCACUGCCGUGGUGCUGAGACGGCGUCACGAGGCCAGGUCGAGCAGCAAGCGGCCGUCGCAGAGCGUGGUGCAGGUGGACGCGCACGGCCGCCGCUUCCUCAUCGCCUACCCCGCGCCAGACAAGCAGGAGACCAAGCCUGACAUACUCAACCCCAAGAAUGAGGGUGACCCGCCCCGCGUGGUGCUGGAGUCGAGCGACAACAAGACCUACGUCAUCCGGGAGCCGCGCCCCACACACACACCCGAUGAGGAUAUGAUGCCGCAGAGAUAACAGGAGGCGGGCAGACAGGUCCUGGUGUAAAUACCGCGUGUACAUUCGACGAUUGCCAAUUUGUACUCUAGUAUAAUACUCGGCCGUAGCCAACUUCACGAUGGAAUAAAAUAUGUAAGCAUUAGGCUGGACACACGUUUCCGUAUUCGAUUCCCUAAUGUGGAUUGCGAUUUGUAAUUCCGUGAGCUAGCGCGAACGUUCGUUUUUGUUCUCUCGCAAACGUACCGACUUGCACUCGAAAAGUACGCGCGGAAUUCGUACGGUUGGAAAAAAGCGAACGUGUGUGUUAGUUAAUGUAUUUUCGACUGAUUCCAUGUAAUCGGUUUUGCGUCAUACGGAAAACGAAUUAGGAAAUCGUGUGUAUA